Messenger RNA from Branchiostoma floridae (Florida lancelet), 1417 nucleotides. RefSeq lists its product as uncharacterized. The record is from RefSeq and is a predicted model, not a curated record. Bases 542 to 1417 code for a protein of 291 amino acids. Lineage: Eukaryota; Metazoa; Chordata; Leptocardii; Amphioxiformes; Branchiostomatidae. The transcript has a single exon.
CCAAAGCGACGCCGACGGAAACAAAGACCACGAUACCGGAAGUAACACCUUCACCACUCCGAAAGGUAAGACGUUUCUAUCUUCUGAAACUGUGGAUACAUCAUCCGAAACCAUUGAUCACUCAGAUGAAACGCCUGUCAAGGUUCCUGUUGGCACACCGAGAAAGACAAACAGAUUUAGAAAAGCUGUCGAAAACUUUAUCAGCCCCUUCAGGACCCCAACUUCUACUGAAUCUCCACUGAACUCUAGCAAAAACGUGUUGGACUUUGAGAACACCCCGACUCCAUCGGACACUGUGGAAAAGUCAACUUCACACGACCACAUCACAAGAGAUAUCCAGAAACACUACACGGAUCUUGUUGACCUUGUUAAUACUCUACAGGUAGAAUUCAAGGCGUUAAAAGAUGAACAGGGUACACAAAAGAAUGAAUUUGAAAAGAAACUGAAAGCUGUCUCCGGUGAGUUGAAAAAACAGCUGGAAGAUGAACAGAAAAGGCAUGCAAAUGAAAGGAAGAGUGUGAACAGCCGCCACAAUGAAGAAAUGGCCACCCUCACGGCGAAGUGUGAAUCUCUCCAGUCCCUUGUUGAAAAACAGCAACAACAGAUUGCUAAACUGCAGGAGGUGACGGAUUCCAUUCAACUCUCCCAAUCCAUUUCAAAGAUGAGAACGUAUGCACAGACUGUGGCUUUGAACCCAGGUGCUCAUCAGGUUAGUGCUAAAAACUGUAUCUCCAAGGACAAUGGCACUAAUAAUGCCACUGAUGACAAAACAAUGGAUCCGGGUACAGCUCAUGCAAAUCAUACAACAACACAGCCAAGUACUGAAGAAGCCGACUCAGACCAAGGCGUUGAACUGACCCAACAGGUUCCGUCACAGGAAGGACCACAAGUCCCGACAGAGGAGUCAAAACAAGUCAGGGUGUACACGGACUCCAUAUGGAAAGCCGUCAAUGUCUCCAGAAUGUUUCCCAAUCUUUCGACACACAAAGACAAGACAUCUACAAUAUCCGACGCCACAAAGAAGCUAGAAACCAUCCACGACCCAGGAACAUCCUAUGCGAUUCUUCACAUAGGAUCUAACGACUUAGACAACUCCAAACAUGACGACUCUUCUGUACAAGACUGUCUGCAGAAAACAGAAGAGCUAGUCAGUAUUGCCAAAGCAUCAUUUCCAAACGCCACCAUUGUCUUGUCUCAGGUUCUCCCGAGAGGCCAUGACCUGCAAUCUGACCUGAACAAGAACAUCAAGGACUAUAACCAAUCUGUACUACAAAGAUACAAGGAUGAAGAGAAGCUGCUGUACGUACGUCACAAGAAACUGUCAACAUCUAGACAUCUCUACAGGCGCGAUGGGGUAUCAGGACAACUCGGCACCUGGGACGACUCGGCACCUAGCCAAGUGGAAAAGAUUCCAUAA